CGGCCUUGAUACGUCUCUGACUACGUUUCCCAGGGGACUCCUCGGCAAGACUGUAUUUCUCGCGGGAAUUCAGCAUCCAAGUCACGCGCUGGCGGGACCCUGAGGGCUUUACCAGCAACUACCCCAGUGCUGGGGAGGAUUCUGCUGCUUCGGAAGCUCGUAAGGCCGGAGCUCUACUCUUCUCCAAAAGAAGAGCCAAGAGAAGGUCCUUUUCUACAAAUAUCAGAGCCAUGGCUCAGGAGUCAGUGAUGUUCAGUGAUGUGUCCAUAGACUUCUCUCAGGAGGAGUGGGAGUGCCUGAAUGAUGAUCAGAGAGAUUUAUACAGAGAUGUGAUGUUGGAGAAUUACAGCAACCUGGUUUCAAUGGCAGGGCAUUCUAUUUCUAAACCAAAUGUGAUCUCCUACUUGGAGCAAGGGAAGGAGCCCUGGUUGGUUGACAGAGAGCUAACAAGAGGCCAGUGGCCAGUCCUGGAAUCAAGAUGUGAGACCAAGAAAUUAUUUCUGAAGAAAGAAAUUUAUGAAAUAGAAUCAACCCAGUGGGAAAUAAUGGAAAAACUCACAAGACAUGAUUUUCAGUGCUCUAGUUUCAGAGAUGAUUGGGAUUGUAAUAUCCAGUUUGAGAAACAGCUCGGCUCUCAGGGGGGACAUUUCAGUCAAUUGGUAUUCACUCAUGAAGAUCUGCCCACUUUGAGUCAGCAUCCAUCCUUUACAUUACAGCAAAUCAUUAAUAGUAAAAAGAAAUUCUGUGCAUCUAAAGAAUAUAGGAAAACCUUUAGACAUGGCUCACAAUUUGCUACACAUGAGAUAAUUCAUACCAUUGAGAAGCCCUAUGAAUGUAAGGAAUGUGGAAAGUCCUUUAGACAUCCCUCAAGACUCGCUCAUCAUCAGAAAAUUCAUACUGGCAAGAAACCCUUUGAAUGUAAGGAAUGUGGAAAAACCUUUAUUUGUGGCUCAGACCUUACGCGACAUCACAGAAUUCACACUGGUGAGAAACCCUAUGAAUGUAAGGAAUGUGGGAAGGCCUUUAGUAGUGGUUCCAACUUCACUCGACAUCAGAGAAUUCACACGGGUGAGAAGCCUUAUGAAUGCAAAGAAUGCGGGAAGGCCUUUAGUAGUGGCUCAAACUUUACUCAACAUCAGAGAAUUCAUACUGGGGAAAAACCGUAUGAAUGUAAGGAAUGUGGCAAUGCCUUUAGUCAGAGCUCACAACUUAUUAAACAUCAAAGAAUCCAUACAGGUGAGAAACCUUAUGAAUGUAAGGAAUGUGAAAAGGCUUUUCGUUCUGGCUCAGACCUUACUAGACAUCAGAGAAUUCAUACUGGUGAGAAACCCUAUGAAUGUAAGAUAUGUGGGAAGGCUUAUUCUCAGAGUUCACAGCUUAUUAGUCAUCAUAGAAUUCAUACUAGUGAGAAACCCUAUGAAUAUAGGGAAUGUGGAAAGAACUUUAAUUAUAACCCACAACUUAUUCAGCAUCAAAAUUUGUACUGGUGAUGAGCCAGAAUAUAUGAAAUGUGUAGAGAGGCUUUUAAUUAUGGCUCAAAACAGAAUUUAUCUUGUUAAUAAUUUCCCUAGAUGGAAUAAUGUAGAAACAUUGUAUUUGUGGACUAUAGCUUAUUCAGCCUGGAAAAAAUAAUGUUGGAGAAACACCCUAUGAUAGAAUAUAUUUUGAAAACCUUAACCAAAUGCUCACUUCUCUUGACAUCAGAUAAUUCAGUCUGUCGUACUGAAAAUGACAGCACUUUUAACACCUUUCUAACCCUCUUAAACAUCAGAGAAUUUUUGUAGAAAUGUAGUCCUGUGGUUUUCAUUUUUUCCUGUAAUUUGUCUAACUUACAUUCUUAAAAAUACUUUUAGUAUCUGGGAGAAGUGACCUCUUUAUUUUUGAAGAUGGCUUAUUCUUUUCAUUCUUUAUAACAUUAAGGCUUUCUUGGCCGGGCGCGGUGGCUCAAGCCUGUAAUCCCAGCACUUUGGGAGGCCGAGAUGGGCGGAUCACGAGGUCAGGGGUUCGAGACCAUCCUGGCUAAUACGGUGAAACCCCGUCUCUACUAAAAAAUACAAAAAACUAGCUGGGCGAGGUGGCGGGCGCCUGUAGUCCCGGCUACUCGGGAGGCUGAGGCAGGAGAAUGGCGUAAAAACCCGGGAGGCAGAGCUUGCAGUGAGCUGAGAUCCGGCCACUGCACUCCAGCCUGGGCGACACAGCGAGACUCCGUCUCAAAAAAAAAAAAAGGCUUUCUUACUGUAAAAAUGUUCAUGAACAACAUUUUACUUAAUAGAGAUCCUUCAAUAUCUUCAUGGUGUUUCAUUGUGUUACUGUAAUAUCGCUUAUGAAAUCCUAUUGGUGGAUAUCAUGGUCUCCUCUAGAUAUUUUGCCAUAAUACAUGCCAAAAUACAAGUCCCUGAUGGACAUUCUCCCUAAGCACAUAUUCGUAUCAUAUCUUUUAACUGCAGAAAUAAUGUGUGAAUAUAUUUUCCUUAUAAAAGAUGCAAGCAUUACAAAAAGGCAAAUGUACCCUUUGACCAUUGUCUUGUGUCCAUUCCCUUCCCAAAGUAUAGUCUUUAUCAGUUUAUUGUUUAUUGCUGAUCAUUUUUCUGUUUAUAUAUACAUGCGUGUCUCAGUAAAAAUUAGAAAAUGGGGGAUAAUUAUAAUACCUACCUCAUAAUGCUUUGUGAGGGUUAAAUUAAGACCCAUAAAGUGCUUAGCAUUGUGCCUGACAUGAUAAAUGCAUACUCACUGAAUGUUAGUCAUCAUUAUUAUAUUCAUCGUCAUCAGUAUUAUUAUUUGUAGAAAGGCUUUUUAACUUCUGCAGAACUUAGUCACCAUUAGGCAGGGUAAUUGACUGAAGAAAGACCCUUUUUGAAGGUAACAAGUUAAGAAAAUUUCCCAUCAUCAUGUACUUCCUAUUGAACAUGGAAUAAUCCUAGCUAUUGGUGGGGAAAGUACUGUGAAUAAUGUGUGUGAAGGACUUUAUUCCAGAAUACUCUUUUUGCCACAUUAUAUACCCAGUAUAAAAGAAAAGAGAACAUAAACAAAAUAUUGGUGCACUGAGGAAAAAAAGUAUGAAAAGAGAAAUAGCAUCAUAUUUAAAAAAUGGACAGAGAUAGAAACAUAGUUACAGAUUUAAAAGGUUAUGUUAAAUAUAAUGCUUUUUUCUGAUAUGUUUGAAAAUUUAAACAAAAUGAUUUUUAAGGCAAGUAUACAUCAAUAUUGACUCCAAGAAAAUUAGGACUCUUAGAAGACUCUCAUAAACACAGAGAAUGGGAAAAAUGAGUAUGUGAUCAAUUAACUAUUACUAAUGAAGCACGAAAUCCAGUUUCUUUCUAAGGAAAACUUUAUCAAAUGUUCAAGGAACUAUUUCAGUUAUAUAGAAGUACAUGUCUUGGCUCAUGCCUGUAAUCCCAACACUUUGGGAGGCUUAGGUGUUAGGAUUAUUUGAGGCCAGGAGUUUGAGACCAUCCUGGCCAACAUGUUGAAACCCCAUUUUUAGUAAAAAAUACAAAACUUAGCCAGGUGUGGUGGCACAUGCCUGUAAUCCCAGCUACUGGGGAGGCUGAGGCAGGAGAAUCACUUGAACGCAGGAGGCAGAGGUUGCAGUGAGCCAAGAUCACGCCACCGCACUUCAGCCUGAGACAGAUUGAGACUGUGUCUCAAAAAAAAAAAAUGUCCACAGUGUAGCUUUGUUUGGGGUUAAGUUAGUGUUUUGAAAUGGGCCUUCCCUGUGCUCAAAGCAUGCUUAGCAAGCAGCUCCCCACACUGGACAGAUCGCAUGUGUGGAAGGAUGAAGUUUAUGUCUGUAGAACUGUCAUUUUAUGCCCCACUUCCUUUUUUCUUAGAUCCUGUGUAGACGGGUCUCUCUGAACGUUGUGUUACUUUACUGGCAUAAGGAAGUAAAAUAUUUCAUAAUAAAUUUGAGAAAGGUAGAGUGAGUAAAAAUAUCUGCAAAUGAGAGAAUUACUAAAAAUGGACUGUUGUAAUAUUUUGCAUUAUCAAAAUGAGAAUUGCCCAAUGAAAUUUUUUUUACUUUCUUUUCUUGUGUGCUUAUAAGUCUUUAAAGUUCCUCAUCUAAAAUUAGAGAUAGUGCAUUUGCACCCAAAUUAAUGAAGCAAUACCAUUAAAGAAAAAGAAAAGGGACUGGGUGCGGUGGCUCACGCCUGUAAUCCCAGCACUUUGAGAAGCCAAGACAGGUGGAUCACGAGGUCAAGAGUUCAAGACCAGCUUGGCCAAUAUGGUGAAACCCCAUCUCUACUAAAAAUACAAAAAUUAGCUGGGCGUGGUGGUACAUGCCUGUAGUCCCAGCUGCUCGGGAGGCUGAUGCAGGAGAAUUGCUUGAACCCGGGAGGCGGAGGAUGCAGUGAGCCGAGAUCCUGACUGCACUCCAGCCUGGGCAACAGAGUCUCAAAAAAAUCUGUCUCAAAAAAAAAAAAAAAGAAAAAAUGAUUAUCUUUGCUCUUCUCCAUUCCUCAUUCCCUUCCCUCUGUCCAUUUUCUUCUGAAUAAUGUUUAAAGGUUGUGUAUAUUACCCAUAUAUAUCUUCAUGCUAAAACAUUAACACACAGUUAUUUAUUUUAUUAUGUUUUUACAGAAAAAUGGAUAACUAUACAUUUCCCUGAAAUUUGCUUUUUUACAUUCAGCUGUACAUCUUGGAUUUUCCUUCAAUAGAUGAUGAUCUAACAGUCUUUCUGAUGGUUGCAGUAUGUUCCACAGUAUUCUUUACCAAUGCCUUUUCAACCACUUUCCCAAUUGUGAUAUUAUGGACUGUUUGCGCUUUUUUGCCAUCUAAAAGUAAUGCUGCAAUAAACACUUUUGUAUUCUCUGUUUUA
Molecule: messenger RNA, 4816 nt
Organism: Macaca mulatta (Rhesus monkey)
Lineage: Eukaryota; Metazoa; Chordata; Mammalia; Primates; Cercopithecidae
Gene: ZNF566
Product: zinc finger protein 566
Biological process (GO): regulation of transcription by RNA polymerase II
Molecular function (GO): DNA-binding transcription factor activity, RNA polymerase II-specific; RNA polymerase II cis-regulatory region sequence-specific DNA binding
Source: RefSeq, a predicted model, not a curated record